This is a messenger RNA of Calypte anna (Anna's hummingbird), 8479 nucleotides long. RefSeq names its product plexin D1 (gene PLXND1). NCBI's taxonomy places the organism in Eukaryota, Metazoa, Chordata, Aves, Apodiformes, Trochilidae. The transcript is spliced from 36 exons. Gene Ontology annotation, biological process: positive regulation of axonogenesis; negative regulation of cell adhesion; regulation of cell shape. Gene Ontology annotation, molecular function: protein binding; semaphorin receptor activity. The coding region runs from base 31 to 5826 and encodes 1931 amino acids. The record is from RefSeq and is a predicted model, not a curated record. Gene Ontology annotation, cellular component: semaphorin receptor complex.
CACUCUGCGGUGCGGCGGCGGGGCGGCGGGAUGGCUCCGGCGGGCGCUGAUCCGCGGCCCACCGCGCUUCUACCGCUCCUGCUGCUUCCGCCGCUCCUGCCGCUCCUGCUGCUGCCCAGCCGCGCCGCUGGCCUGGAGGUGCAGCGCAAGUUCCUCUCGCCCACCCCCACCAACAACUUCGCCCUGGACGGCCCUGGCUCCCGCGUCUACCUGGCGGCUGUCAACCGCCUCUUUCAGCUGUCGGGGGGCGACCUGGCGCUGGAGGCGGAGGCGGCGGUGGGACCGGUGCUGGACAGUCCCCUCUGCCACGCUCCGCAGCUGCCCCAGGCGUCCUGCGAGCACCCCAAGGUGCUCACCAACAACUAUAACAAGAUCCUGCAGCCCGACCCAGAGCAGGGCGUCCUCGUCGUCUGCGGCUCCAUCUACCAGGGCCUCUGCCAGCUGCGCAGCAUGGCCAAUAUCUCGGCGGUGGCCGUGCGCUUCCCGCCGGGCGGCAGCGACCCGGCCUCCGUCGUCCCCAGCAUGCUGAACGUGGCAGCCAACCACCCUAAUGCCUCCACUGUGGGUCUGGUGCUGCGCCGCGGAGGUGGCGGCGGGGCGCGGCUGCUGGUGGCCGCUACCUACACGGGCUUCGGCAGCCCCUUCUUCCCCCGCAACGGCAGCCUGGACGACCACCGCUUCGAGAAUACGCCCGAGAUCUCUAUCCGCGCCCUCAACACCCGCGGCAAACUGGAGAAGCUCUUCACCUUCGACAUCAACCCUUCCGACGACAAUGUCCUCAAGAUCAAGCAGGUCGACAAGGCGCGGCACAAGCUCAGCUUCGUCCGCGCCUUCCUGCAGCGCGGGGCCGCGCCGCCCUCCCGCCGCCCCUACGCCUACCUGGCCCUCAACAGUGAGGCCAACGCGGGCCUCAAGGAGAGCCCCUCGCACAGCCUGCUGGCCCGCAUCUGCCUGGGCGAGCCGGCUGAGGCCACCCUCAACGGCAGCGGCGAGACCAAGAAGCUGACCGAGUCCUACAUCCAGUUGGGGCUGCGCUGCGGCGGAACCGCCGACGCCUUCACCCGGCUCGUCUCCGUUUUCCCGGCGCGGGCGGCCUGGAGGAGACCCCCUGCCCCCGGCCUCCCCGAGGAGCUGCUUUUCGGCGUCUUCGAGCGGCCCGGGGCCGGCGGGGGGGCACGGCCGCAGUCCGCCCUCUGCGUGUUCCGCUUCGCCGAGAUCGAGGAGACGAUCCGGGCCGCCCGCAACUCCUGCUUCGUCAGCCCGGGCGCCGGCAUGGUCACCGUGCUGGACAGCGUGGUGCAGGGCACCGGACCGGCCUGCGAGAAGAGGAACAUACAGCUGCAGCCGGAGCAGCUGGACUGCGGAGCCGCUCACCUGCAGCACCCUCUGGCCAUCACCAACCCCAUCACUGCUACCCCCAUCUUCACACACAGUGGCCUCACUGCUGUGGCUGUCGCCAGCGUCAAUAACUACACCGUGGUGUUCCUGGGGACUGCCAGUGGAGGACUCCUGAAGAUUAAUCUGGACAGCACCAUGAAGCUUAUUAGCAGGAGAUCCAUUUCAGUGGCUUAUGGAGAGCCUGUCCACCCCAUCAUGCAAUUUGACCCUUCUGAUCCCACCUACCUCUAUGUGAUGACCUCCUAUCAGAUGACACGGGUGAAGGUGGCUGCCUGCAACCAGUACUCGACUUGCAUGGAGUGCCUGGCUGCUGCUGAUGCUUACUGCGGGUGGUGCACGAUGGAGACCAGGUGUUCUCUGCAGCACGAGUGUACAAACUUCACAGGGGCCAACUUCUGGGCGAGUGCAAGCGAAGGGGCAGAGCAGUGCCCCUCCAUGAGCAUCUUGGAGCCUGAGAUUAAUAUCGACAAAGAGAGCCCGGCCCUGAUAAUACAAAUAAAUGGAACUAUCCCAAACCUGAAUGGAACAAAUAUUUCAUGUGACUAUGGAAAUAAUAUCCACACGGUAGCCAGAGUUGCUGGAGAUUACGUAAACCAGUUCAUUUACUGUAGUUUGCUUCCGCGUGAGAAAUAUCCGACAUUUCCAGAUGACCAAGACCACGUGGUUGUCGAAGCUGCUCUACGGGUCAACAGCAAGAACAUUAUCCGAGCCAAUUUCACUAUCUAUGAUUGCAAAAGAACUGGAAACAUUUACCCAAAGAAAGCAUGCACCAGCUGCCUCUCAACACGGUGGAAGUGUCACUGGUGCCCCUCCACCUAUUCCUGUGUCUCCAAUCACUCGCAGUGUCACGACGUGCUGCAGAUGAAGAAUAAAAUUGACUGUCCACGAAUUGUACCUGCCUCACUGGACCCAAUGCCCACAGGGGUGUCUCGAGAUAUUACCAUCUCACUGGCUAACACAACUUUCUCCCAGGAGACAGCUCUGGAGUGCCAUUUUGGGACAGAUAGGACGUUUGAGGCCCGGUGGGUGAACUCCUCCACCGUGGAGUGCAUUCAUGUGUUGCUCCACACAGCAGAAAAAAGCCAUCUCUUCCCAGUGAACCUUCAGCUGAAGGACAGACCAGACAGAUUUAUCGACAGCCCAGAGUUGAUGACAGUGGAGGUGUACAACUGUGCGACAGGCAGCGCAGACUGCUCCCAGUGCCUGGGGAGGGAGGACCUGGGGCACCGCUGCCUCUGGAGUGAGAGCAGCUCCAGCUGCAGGCUGCAGAGUGAGCCCCAGCACACCUCGGAUGCCUGCCCAGCUCCCGAGAUCAGGAAGAUUGAGCCGCAGCGGGGGCCUCUGGAAGGGGGCACAUUGUUGACCAUCCACGGGAGGAACCUGGGCCGACGCUUCAGCGACAUCCUCGGUGCUGUCCGCAUCGGCAGCGUGCCGUGUGUGCCGCUGCCCGACAGAUACCUCGUCUCGGAGGCGAUCGUGUGCCAGACUGGAGAGGCUCAGGAGGCGUUCUCUGAUGUGCUGACGGUUAACAUCAGCCGGGAAGGGAGGUCCAGGGAGCGGUACUCCUACGUGCUUCCUGUGGUGCAGUCCAUAGCCCCCCUGAACGGCCCGAAGGCUGGAGGAACCAGGGUGACCAUCAGAGGCAGCAGGCUGGAUGUUGGCUCAGAGCUCCGUGUCCUCGUCAAUGCCUCCAAGCAGUGCACUGACCUCAGCCGCAGUGACAGCACCAUCACCUGCACCAUGCCAUCUGCACAGAUCACCGCGGCUGUGCCGGUCUGCGUCCAGUUUGAGAACAAGUCUUGUGCCAGCUACAACAUCACCUUCAAGUAUGAGAGGAACCCCAUUAUAUCAGACAUCAACCCCAAAAAGAGCCAGAUCAGUGGGGGCAGGAUCAUCACCCUGGAAGGAAGAGGCUUUGAGCUGGUUCAGAAUGUGUCCAUGAUGGUCCGUGGCAUCGGCAGAGACCAAACGAGCUGUAAGGUUCAUACCGAUACUGUCAUCACCUGCCCCUCUCCAGCGGCCUCCAACAUCACUGCAGGGAGCAAGCCCGCGCCCGUUGAUUUCUAUCUCAAUGGUCGCCUCUAUGCGGACGAGCGCCUGGCCCUGGAUGAGGAGAUGUACCCUGAGGAGGCCUUGCACAUCAGCAAGUUCAGCCUGGAGUACUAUGCUGACCCCCAGUUCUUCACAGCUAAGAAGGAGAAGUGGAUCAAGCACCACCCUGGCGAGCCCUUAACUCUGGUCAUACAUAAAGAGCCUGACAGCCUGGGCCUGGAAAGCAAUGAGUACCAGGUGAAAAUUGGACUGAUCUCCUGUGAGAUCCAGAUUGUUUCGGACAAAGUCAUCCACUGCUCUGUCAACGAGUCUCUCAGUACCUCGGAAAGGCAGCUGCCAGUGACGAUCCAAGUUGGAAAGUUCAACUACACAAUUGCAAUGCUGCACCUCGGGGGAGGAGAAACUGCAAUCAUUGUCUCCAUUGUCAUCUGCAGCAUCUUGCUGGUCCUCUCUGUUGUAGCUCUCUUUGUGUUUUGCACAAAGAGCCGCAGAGCAGAGCGCUACUGGCAGAAAACUCUGCUCCAGAUGGAGGAGAUGGAGUCGCAGAUCCGGGAGGAAAUCCGCAAAGGUUUUGCAGAGCUGCAGACAGACAUGACAGACCUGACCAAGGAGCUGAACCGCAGCCAGGGGAUCCCGUUCCUGGAGUACAAGCACUUUGUCACCCGGACAUUCUUCCCCAAGUGUUCCUCACUCUAUGAGGAGUGCUACAUCCUGCCCUCCCAGCAGCUCAGCUCCCAGGGGGGCUCCCAGGUCCAGGAAACUCAUCCCCUCCUGGUGGGAGAAUGGAAAAUUCCUGAGAACUGCAGACCCAAUAUGGAAGAAGGGAUCUCGCUAUUCUCCACCUUGCUCAACAACAAGCACUUUCUCAUUGUGUUUGUCCAUGCUCUUGAGCAACAGAAGGACUUUGCUGUUAGAGACAGAUGUAACCUGGCCUCCCUGCUUACUAUUGCAUUGCAUGGCAAACUGGAGUAUUACACUAGCAUCAUGAAGGACCUCUUGGUGGAUCUAAUAGAUGCUUCAGCUUCCAAAAACCCCAAGCUGAUGCUGAGGAGAACAGAAUCUGUGGUGGAGAAGAUGCUCACCAACUGGAUGUCCAUCUGCAUGUACAGCUAUCUCAGAGAGACAGUUGGAGAGCCAUUCUUCCUGCUGAUCUGUGCAAUCAAGCAGCAGAUUAACAAAGGGUCCAUUGAUGCCAUCACGGGAAAAGCCAGGUACACGCUCAACGAGGAGUGGCUCCUGAGGGAGAACAUCGAGGCAAAGCCAAGGAACCUCAACGUCUCCUUUCAAGGCUGUGGGAUGGACUCCCUGAGCGUCAGGGCCAUGGACACAGACACGCUUAGCCAAGUGAAGGAGAAGAUCCUGGAGGCUUUCUGCAAGAACGUCCCCUACUCCCAGUGGCCAAGGGUGGAAGAUGUCGACCUCGAGUGGUUUGCCACCAGCACUGACAGCUACAUCCUGCGGGACCUUGAUGACACCUCAGUGGUAGAGGAUGGCAGGAAGAAGCUCAACACUUUAGCACAUUACAAGAUCCCUGAAGGGGCGUCACUGGCCAUGAGUUUGUCAGACAAGAAGGACACCACACUGAGCAGAGUGAAGGAUCUGGACACUGAAAAGUACUUCCACUUGGUUCUCCCAACGGAUGAAUCAGUUGAACAUAAGAAAUCCCACAGGCAGAGCCAUAGAAAGAAAGUCCUACCAGAGAUCUACCUGACCAGGCUGCUCUCCACAAAGGGCACUCUGCAGAAAUUCCUGGAUGACUUGUUCAAAGCCAUUCUCAGUAUCCGAGAUGAUAAACCACCUGUGGCCGUGAAGUAUUUCUUUGAUUUCCUAGAGGAGCAAGCAGAGAAAAGAGGGAUCACAGACCCUGACACUAUGCACAUCUGGAAGACCAACAGCUUACCUCUGAGGUUUUGGGUCAACAUCCUGAAGAACCCCCAGUUUGUCUUCGACAUUGACAAGACUGACCACAUCGACGCCUGUCUCUCUGUGAUAGCCCAGGCUUUCAUUGAUGCCUGCUCCCUCUCUGACCUGCAGCUGGGCAAGGACUCCCCAACCAAUAAACUACUGUAUGCCAAGGAGAUCCCUGAGUACAGGAAGAUAGUGCAGCGAUACUACAAGCAGAUCCACGACAUGCCCCCGCUCAGCGAGCAGGAGAUGAACGCUCACCUCGCCGAGGAGUCACGGAAACACCGGAAUGAAUUCAACACCAACGUCGCUAUGGCUGAGAUAUACAAAUAUGCCAAAAGAUACCGCUCGCAGAUCGUGGCCGCCCUGGAUGCCAACCCCACAACGAAGCGCACCCAGCUCCAGCAUAAGUUUGAGCAAGUGAUUGCACUCAUGGAGGAUAACAUUUAUGAGUGCUGCAGUGAAGCCUAGGCUGGCUGCAGCCCCGGAAAUGACCUUCUCUGCAGCACAGUGCCAGAGGGAACCUGUCUUCAGCUACAGAUACACUGUGGAUUGCCUCUACCAGGGUCCUUCUCAAACCAACCUUGUGGUGGGGGUGGGCCUGACCUGCUGCUGAAGGACUCCCUCACCUAACAAGAAGCCACAAGACAACUUUCUGAGCAGCAAAAAACCCCUCUGGUCUGCACUGUGGUGGCACCCAUAAUUUAUUUGCCAGUGCCAACUAGAAAUGGAGACGUGACACUUGUGGCAAGCUCAGUUCACUACUCCCCUCUGAUCAGCACCCAAGUGGUCAGUGGCUCCCUGCAUCCCUGUUUAUGGUUCCUCAGGGCAAGAGACGGGGCUACAGAAGCUGUAAAAAUAGACAAAGCAGAAGGGGAGCCUCAGGGAGUAACAAGCAGAGACAGCAAAGGCAACUGGAACAUUGCCUGAGCUCCCCUCCACACCAUCCCUCUGACAUCCUUGUUUUUCCAACACCAGGGACUCUAUCAACUGUUCACUAUCUGCUGCAUUCUGUGUAGUUUUGUGCCUUUUAAUUUUUGUACUGUAUGUGUAAACGUAACCACUCCUUCAUCUGAGACUUGGGCAACAUGGGGAGCCCAGGGCUGAGGCAAAGCAGUUGCUUCCCAGGUAGCUAAGGCAUGGUGAAAGCACUUUAUCCCCUGAUGGAGACAGCUGGUGCAGAGCCAGAGGGAGCACGUUAGGUGCUAGACCAUGCAGGAAAGACCCUUUCCCCUUCACCAGAUCUGCAUGCAGUGAGCUGGGGUUGUAGUGGGUAGGCAAACAAUGGCCACCUUCAGCCAGCUGGUGACAGCCAUGGGCCCUGCCUGGCAGCAGAGGACCAGGCGUGUGGGAUGAGGGGCAGGACUUGGCCCCCACACCCCAGUCUCCAUGCUGCAUGCACAUCUGUGAUGCUGCCCCAGCUCAGCCCCACAACACUGCUUCUGCCAAGGGGGGGCCAGCUCCUGCUGGGAGCCCCCCAGCAGAGUGGGCUGGAGCCAUGUGCAGAGCAAAACAACAGAUAAGCACCUUCCCUCCCUCUGCCCCACGUGCUGCAGCAUCUCCCUGCAAUCUUCACCAAAAACAAAGCCAGUGCUACAGAGGUGUCUUCCUAAAGCAGCUUGUUCUGCUUGAAUGGGCCCAGACCACCUCAGCUGUCACCCAAGAGCAACCAGGUGACCAUGGCUUUGCUCUGUGUCCAGUCUUUUUUUUGGCCCCAAAAGGCAAAGGGAGCAGACCCCCUCCCCUGGCAGCUCUCACUCAGGCAGCCCAGCAGCUCCAGUACCCCAAGCUGCAAAGGCAGAAAGUGUCCCACACCUCCUUACCCUAGGGUGAGCCAGCAGGAUCCCUCUGCACAGACCUAGAAACUCUGCUGUGAUCCCGCAGCAUCUGCAGUGGGGCAAACCCCCAUCCUGUCCUGGUGGCCCCUUCUUCCUGCUGAAAGUGUCAUCCUUUCUGCAGCCAGGGGAGCUGUGACCACUUCAAUCUUCUCCAGCAUCCCCUCUGUUGAGGCUGAGCUGCAGCUAUCACCAUGUUCUUGAAGUCAGCAUCCACACACAGGCACAGGCAACCUGCCCCACAGGGGCUGAACCCAGCCAUGGCCACCACAUUUUCAAACUGUCAAAUAAGGGAAAAAAAAAAAAAAAAAGGAAGAGAAAAAGAAAAAGAGAAAAGGAAAAAGAAAAAGAAAAGAAAAGAAAGUUACUACCUCACUGCAGGCAGGGUCUAAGGUGAGGCUCUGUUACUCAUCCAGCUGGCAAGGAUGCUGCAGCCUGGUGUCUAAUGACUUUGGUCCACCAAACUCCUCCUGGGUGACUCACUGCCAUGGACAGGUGGCUUCCAUCCCAUCGCUUCCAGUUAUGCCACAUUUGUCAGAAAUUAGAUCAUCAGAAUUGUGUGUGUGUAUAUAGAUAUCUAUUUUAAACAAAUUAUAGACUUUAUCCCAUAUGUUAAAAGGGGGGAGGAAGGGGAGGGAAUGGGGAAGAACAGAGUUGUCUUUUUUAAACAAGAGAACUACAGAAAAAGUACAUACACUGUAGAGGUUUCAAUGCCUUUGCUGAGGAUGUGGCUUCAGAACAGAAACUCAAAAGAAUGUAGCUGGGCUACAUUUUAUUUUGAAACUGAUUUCACAAAAAAAUUCUUGAAUUUUUAUUAUUUUUUUUUUUUUUAGAAACUGUGAAUAGCUGCCAGAGAUAUAGGCAGGCCCAGCACAGGGAAGGCCAGGGUAAGAAGGACCAAGGUAGCUUGGCUGGAGGUGGUGAAAGGGCCAUGGAGCAAUAGCCCCAUGUUGCUACAAGGAAAGAGUACAGGUGAGCUGACAGCAAGUAUAGUUUGCUUCCAGGUAAUGUGGCUGGGCCAUGUAUCGGGGCCUAUUGCUUUAUUUAAUUUUUUCCAAAACAAAAAAAAAAUAUUAAAAAAAUAUAGUUGCUACAGCUAUUUUAAAGGAACAACUUUAACAGCAGAAGCUUGAGGGUUUGAAGUGUUGCCUUGAACCCCCAAGCCCUUUGUAACAUGUUUUUAAACUUUGGCACAUGUUGUGGGUGUAGUGCCCUUACCUGCUGUGUAGUGGAAGUGGCAGACUCUUGGAAAAGCCUAUCUUUAUAAUAAAACAAGGUGCUGAAACCCA